This is a messenger RNA of Chenopodium quinoa (quinoa), 480 nucleotides long. RefSeq lists its product as uncharacterized. The coding region runs from base 1 to 480 and encodes 159 amino acids. The transcript has a single exon. The record is from RefSeq and is a predicted model, not a curated record. Lineage: Eukaryota; Viridiplantae; Streptophyta; Magnoliopsida; Caryophyllales; Amaranthaceae.
AUGUAUUCCAGACCAUCAUCAAGUUCAAGUUCAAGUUCAUCUUCUUCAAAUACUGAAGAAUAUGAUCAACUCGUUGAUGAACUCUUCACAUACCAACCCCCAACUUUCCUCAUGCCCCAAACACAAUCCCAACCCACUACAAAAACACCCAGAGGGGGUACGAAUAGAAGAUAUAGGGAAAUGGGACAUGUCAGGCUGUUUAAUGAUUAUUUUUCCGAUAAACCUGUGUACAACACCAACCGAUUUAGAAGAAGAUUUCGAAUGCAACGACCUUUGUUUUUACGUAUAAUGAACAAGGUCGUUGAAGGUGAUGUUUACUUCCAGCAGCGUAGGGAUGCAGCUGGAAGGUUAGGCUUAUCACCUCUGCAAAAAUGUACAGCCGCGAUAAGAAUGUUAGCCUACGGCUUGGCUGCAGACGCCGUGGAUAAAUACGUUCGAAUCAGUCAGUCAACCGCUCGAGUUUCCCUUCAACGUUUUUGA